Messenger RNA from Asparagus officinalis (garden asparagus), 789 nucleotides. Its product is annotated as 40S ribosomal protein S18. The coding region runs from base 108 to 566 and encodes 152 amino acids. Gene Ontology annotation, cellular component: ribosome; small ribosomal subunit; cytosol. Lineage: Eukaryota; Viridiplantae; Streptophyta; Magnoliopsida; Asparagales; Asparagaceae. The transcript is spliced from 4 exons. Gene Ontology annotation, biological process: translation. The record is from RefSeq and is a predicted model, not a curated record. Gene Ontology annotation, molecular function: RNA binding; structural constituent of ribosome.
UCCUCUCUUCGUUAUAUAUCGUUUAUUUCCUAGGGUUUUGUUUCUCUGUUUCAUCUCGAGCCGUCGCCUUCUUCAUCGCUCGGAGAUCAUCAAAAACCCUAGCAACCAUGUCUUUAGUCGCGAACGAGGAUUUUCAGCACAUUCUUCGUGUUCUCAACACGAACGUCGAUGGAAAGCAAAAGAUCAUGUUCGCUCUCACAUCGAUCAAGGGUAUCGGCCGUCGAUUCGCCAACAUCGUCUGCAAAAAAGCGGAUGUUGACAUGAACAAGAGGGCCGGAGAGCUCUCAGCUGCUGAGCUUGAGAAUCUGAUGACGAUCGUUGCUAAUCCUCGUCAGUUCAAGAUCCCGGAUUGGUUUUUGAACAGAAAGAAGGAUUAUAAAGAUGGGAGGUACUCUCAGGUUGUUUCCAAUGCUUUGGAUAUGAAGCUCAGGGAUGAUUUGGAACGCUUGAAGAAAAUCAGGAACCACCGUGGGCUGAGGCACUACUGGGGCCUUCGUGUCAGGGGGCAGCACACUAAAACCACUGGCAGGAGAGGAAAGACCGUUGGUGUCUCUAAGAAGCGUUGAAACCUUGAGUUUCAUCUGGUUCGGUUUUGAGGCUGGAAGUUCAAUUAGACAUUGUGUAGCUCAGCUUGUCUUGGACAAUGUUUUAGGCUUGUUUUUCGGUAAUCAGUUGAACAAUGUAAGUCUCGAGUUAGAACAAUUCAUGUCUCGUGUGUGGUUUUUCCUACUCUAUAAUUAUGUUUCUCCGUCUGAGUUUAUUUAUCAAGGUAUUUUCUUUUGAGAUUGA